UGUGUCUGUCUCAUGAGCGGAACUGACCGCUUCGCUGCUGCAUCUGUGAGUUUCAUUCAGCAUCAGACGACAGGACUAAAUGACAAUCGAUCUGGAUUUAUGUCACUCACAUCUGUGCUUGAAUGAGGUUUAGCGCUUCAGACGGGAUUCAGAGAUUCAGGUGAGUUCUCAGACAUGCGUUCCCGGUCCAUGAGAGAUGCCCAGCCAAGCAACUCCUCACGAGUCUUCUUAGGUAUGCGUGACAGCGUCAAGAUUUCUGCUUCCCCUGAUGGACGUUUGUGUGUGUGUUUGUGUGGAUUCCUGUGAUUUUAUUGCAGUGAAGCCCCUCUCUGGUUUCCCUGGGGUCACAGAUGAACUGUAGAGUUAAACUUUGGGAAAAACAUCUACGCCAGCUCAGUUUACUGAUCCUGCCUGCGGCUGGCCCUCAAGAAAAGAUUCCCUCCCGGCUGAUCAUAUGCACGGAUCCAAGCAUCAGGAGAGUUUGAGAGUUUUAUUCGUUCUGUGUCUGUCUGGAACAUGGCACAUCGGAUGCAGAACAGACUGUGACCGCUGAUUCCUCCAGCGGUAGAGACACACACUCCCGAGAAUUGCUCCUGGGAUCGUCGUCUAUCCACUGGACUUUUUCUGGCCGUGUCGUCUUACCAAGAUAAAACACAUGCUCCAGUCUGAAGAGACGCUACAGCCGUAUUUGUUUAUUUGACUUCCCCCUCUCUGAACCCAUCCAUCUGGAUACAUUCCUUCCCUUCCCCAUCCCAGACUCAUCAUUCUCUCCUGUGACAUCAUGAGGAGUUUUUGGAACUUGCUUUCUCUGAUUACUCUGUUUCAUACUCUUCCCUGGGCCUCCAGUCACAGUCUGAACCCAUUCGCCGGGCCUGAAGUGACACAGACGGACCCUUGCUAUGACGAGACGGGUGAUGCCCGCCGAUGUGUCCCAGAGUUCAUCAAUGCAGCAUUCGGCCAAGAGGUCAUUGUGUCGAGUGCAUGUGGCCAGCCACCGUCUCGCUCCUGCAGUAUAGUGGAACGCGACGACCGUCCUGCUGUGCGCACAUGUCAGGUCUGCGACGCAUCGGACCCUCGCCACGCCCACCCUGCAUCCUACCUCACUGACAUAAGCUCCGCCCACAACCUCACCUGCUGGCAGUCGGAGAACCUGCAGGGCUCACCGCUCAACGUGACGCUCACGCUUUCGCUCGGGAAGAAGUUUGAGAUAACGUAUGUCAGCCUUCAGUUCUGUUCCCCACGGCCCGAGUCCCUGGCCAUCUAUAAGAGCAUGAACUACGGUCGCACUUGGACGCCCUACCAGUUCUACUCAUCUCAGUGCCGUCGCAUGUACAACCGACCCAACAAAGCAACGAUCACGAAGCAGAACGAGCAGGAAGCUUUAUGCACGGAUGGACACACCGAUCUCUACCCGCUUUCUGGCGGCCUUAUUGCUUUUAGUACACUGGACGGUCGUCCUUCGGGGAAGGAUUUCGACUCAAGCCCUGUUCUGCAAGACUGGGUGACAGUCACAGACAUUCGAGUGGUCUUCAGUCGCCCACAGCACCCUAGAGCUUUGCCCAUGUCGGGACGCGAGACCAAAGACCCUCUCGGGUCUCCCGGAACCCUGUCUACUUAUUACUACGCGGUUGGUGACUUCCAAGUGGGCGGGAGGUGUAAAUGUAAUGGCCAUGCCUCCAGGUGCAUACGAGAGAAGGAUGGGAAACUGGUGUGUGAAUGCAAACACAACACAGAGGGUCCGGAGUGCGACCGCUGCAAACCGUUUCACUACGACCGGCCCUGGCAACGCGCGACAGCGAAAGAAGCCAACGAGUGCUUACCAUGUAAUUGUAACCUGCACGCGCGGCGCUGUCGCUUUAACAUGGAGUUGUAUAAGCUCUCGGGCCGUAAGAGCGGAGGAGUGUGUAUGAACUGCAGACACAAUACUGCCGGACGCCACUGCCAUUACUGCAAAGAGGGAUUCUACAGAGAUAUGGACAAACCCAUCACACACCGCCGAGCCUGCAAAGCAUGUGACUGCCAUCCGGUGGGAGCUGCAGGCAAAACGUGUAACCAGACGACGGGUCAGUGCCCGUGUAAAGACGGGGUGACUGGCAUCACAUGCAACCGCUGUGCUAAAGGGUAUCAGCAGAGCCGAUCGCCCGUCGCCCCGUGCAUUAAAAUCCCUGUUAUAAAGCCAACAGCUGUGAUUAGCACUACAGAGGAGCCUGCAGAUUGUGACUCCUACUGUAAACCACUGAAGGGAAAUCUCAAGAUAAACAUGAAGAAAUACUGCAAAAAGGACUACGCUGUCCAGGUCAGUGUGUUGGACAUGGAGACCGUCGGAGAUUGGGCCAGAUUUUCCAUCAGCCUGGUGUCUGUGUACAAGAGCCGCGGAGAGCCGCUGAAGAGAGGCGAUCACAUGCUGUGGGUCCAUAUGAAGGAUCUGGCCUGCAAAUGUCCACGGAUACACAUGAGCAAACGCUUCCUCAUCCUGGGCACGAGCGAGGGCGCCACGAGCCCCGAACGCCCGGGACUACUGGUCAACAAAAACAGCCUGGUCAUUCAGUGGAGGGACAUUUGGACUCGACGACUGCGUAAGUUCCAGCGCAAAGAGAAGAGAGGCAAGUGCAGCAAAGCAUGAUGGGAUGGCAGGGAACUCUUUAUUAUUGACCACUGUCCUGUGUAUGCGGGAGACU
Messenger RNA from Carassius carassius (crucian carp), 2678 nucleotides. Its product is annotated as netrin-3-like. Gene Ontology annotation, molecular function: protein binding. The transcript has 9 exons. The coding region runs from base 782 to 2623 and encodes 613 amino acids. The record is from RefSeq and is a predicted model, not a curated record. Lineage: Eukaryota; Metazoa; Chordata; Actinopteri; Cypriniformes; Cyprinidae.